UUGGGGGUCUGGGAAGCUCUCAAAGAGGCAGCACUCCGUUAAGCCACCGUGCUUGAAAGCAACCCUUAAGCCUUGGUCGGAAUGCCAACAUUGUUUUGGGUUCGUUUUUGUUUGGGGGGGGGGAUGUAGGAAUUCCCAGCAUCAAAGAUUGCCAUAUAUAUUUAGUGUUUCACAGUGAAAACCCUUCCCUCUGCUUUGCUGAAGCAGAAGGGUUGCCUUGAUCUCAGCGGCACCUCGGCAAAGCUACCAGCUCUCCACUGUCCCACCCCGGAAUAAUUCACCCCGGGAGAUCUUCUCCGCCCAUUCCUGGUCCACGCCCCACAAACCGGAUUCGGGCGCGCUUCAGCUCCCAAAUCAGCGCCAGCCGCCGAACCAUCACCAGCGCCUCAAGGUCAAGGAUGAAGCCCAAUGCAGAGCCGGAGCGCCCGCCACUGGUUUAUGUCCAGGGGGUUGGCAUGAUCAAGACGUUUGCUGAUGUCUUGGAAGAGGUGAAGGACUUCCAAGUUCAUCCGGGGGACUUGCUGAUCUCCACGUACCCCAAGUCUGGAACUACCUGGGUGAGCCAGGUCAUCGACCUGAUCUAUAAAGAAGGCAAUGUGGAGAAAUGCAGCAACGAACCCAUCUACCAGAGAGUCCCUUUCUUGGAGUUUGCUGUUGAAGGAGUUCCCAAAGGCAUUGAUCUGCUCAGAAAAGCACCUCGGCCGUGUCUAAUUAAAACACACCUUCCGGUCCAAUUGCUUCCAAAAUCAUUCUGGGAAACGGAUUGCAAGAUGAUCUACGUGGCCAGAAACGCCAAAGAUGUGGCUGUCUCGUAUUAUUACUUCUACCAAAUGGCAAAAGUGCAUCCAGAUCCUGGAACGUGGGACGAAUUCCUGGAGAAGUUUAUGGCUGGAGACAUCUCUUUUGGAUCCUGGUACGACCAUGUCAAAGGCUGGUGGGACAAGAGGAAUGAACAUAAGAUGCUCUACCUUUUCUAUGAAGACUUGAAAGAGAAUCCUCAGCGGGAGAUCCGAAAAGUAAUGGAAUUCCUGGAGAGGCCCCCUGAUGACCGCCUGGUCGAGAAGAUUGCUCACCACACCUCCUUCAAAGAGAUGCAGAAGAACCAAAUGGCCAAUUACACAAGCAUCCCUGCCACGAUUAUGGACCACAGUAUCUCCCCUUUCAUGAGGAAAGGAAUCACUGGCGAUUGGAAGAACAAGUUCACAGUGGCUCAAAAUGAGCGCUUUGAUGCCGAUUACAAGAGGCAGAUGGAAGGAACGACCCUGCACUUCCGGACAGAGAUUUGAUCUCUCUGACUUCCCUUUUUGGAUUGUAUACUGUUUGGUGCCAGGAGAACACCCCAUGUUGUCUCUGGAAGAUGCCACCAUGUGCCUUGAUAGUGUAAAGACGAAGAUCAAGCCAAGAUGCCUUCAUGACCCCUUCAAGAAACAGCCAGUUUCCCAAAGUGCUGCUAUGUAGUUUUUCCAGCCACUGUGUAGCUUUGGAGCUGUCACUGCUUAUCAGCCUGUGUCUAGAACAACCACAAACUAAUGUUCAGCUCAAUUUAUAGCUCAGUAAGCUGUGAAUCCUUGACCUCCCUUCCUAGACAGUAGAUGCAGGAAGGAGUUCAAGAAAAUCUGGUUGUUACAUUCCAAAAGGAACGUCUCUUUUUUGCCUCUCUCUCUUUUUUUCUUUCUUUUUUUUUUUUUUGGUCUCUUCUCUCUCUAUCCUGCUUUGACCCUGGAGAGCCUUUUUAAAAAUAGAACGAUCUGGUCUCAAAGAAGCCCACUUUUUAUAGAAUUUUAGCAAAGACAUAUAUUUUGCAUUACUUAAGCAGAGUACAUGACAUGCACUUAAAAAACCUUCCCAAAUCGUCAGGUUGAUACUCUGCUCAUAUCUUGUAUUCCCACCAUUAAUAAAUACUUUUAUUGAAAA
Podarcis muralis (Common wall lizard) is the source of this 1914-nucleotide messenger RNA. Its product is annotated as sulfotransferase 1A1-like. Lineage: Eukaryota; Metazoa; Chordata; Lepidosauria; Squamata; Lacertidae. The record is from RefSeq and is a predicted model, not a curated record. Gene Ontology annotation, molecular function: sulfotransferase activity.